AUGGGCUCCAUCAGCGCAGAGGCGAAGCUGCCUUGGAUCGAAACCCCCCUCAUAUCCUCCCCUGAACUGUCCCGUGCCGCCGGCUGCAACAUCCUUCUCAAGCUCGAAAACCUCCAGCCCUCGGGCUCCUUCAAGUCCCGCGGCGUGGGCAACCUCGUGCUCCGCGCCGCCGCCGCCUCGGCGUCCCCCGACGUCCACUUUUACUGCUCCUCGGGCGGCAACGCCGGUCUCGCCUGCGCGACCUCGGCCGCGGCCCUCGGCCUCGCCGCCACCAUCGUGACGCCGACGCCGACGCCGCAGGUCAUGAUCGCGCGCCUGCGCCUCCUCGGCGCGCACGUCUCGCAGGUCGGCGACUCGUGGAUCGAAGCCGACCGGCACCUGCGCGCGAACCUGCUGGCGCGCGACCCGCACGGCGUCUACGUGCCGCCGUUCGACCACCCGGACAUCUGGGCCGGCGCUGCGACGCUCGUCGACGAGCUCGCGCGCCAGACGCCGCCGCAUGUCGACAUUGACGCCCUCGUCGCGUCUGUCGGCGGCGGCGGGCUCGUCAACGGCCUGCUGCAGGGUCUCGAGGACGUGGAGCGCGACGGCGGCGCGUCGGCGCCGUGGCCGCGCGGCCGCCCGCCGACCGUCGUGGCUGUCGAGACGCGCGGCGCCGAUAGCCUCCAUGCGAGCGUCGAGGCCGGACGCCUCGUCACGCUGCCGGCCAUCACGUCCAUCGCCACGAGCCUCGGCGCCGUGCGCGUGUCCGAGCGGACGUGGGAGGGGGCGCAGCGCAAGGCUGUGCUGGGCCCGCGCCGGCAGGCAGAGCGUGGGGGCGGCAAGAUGGCGCCGGCGGGGCUCGAAAGUCUCGUUGUCAGCGAUGCCGAGGCGGCCAUGGCGUGCGUGCGGUUCGCGCACGAUGCGCGCUUCGUCGUCGAGGUGGCGUGCGGCGCGACGGUUGCCGUCUGCUACAACGGUGCUUUGCGGGAGAGGCUCGGGCGCGGGCUGUCGGACGAUGAGUGGCGCAGGAAGAAUGUCGUCGUCGUCGUGUGCGGAGGGUCGAAUGUGAGUCUCGAGGUGCUCGAGGAGUACAAGGCUACGUAUGCGCACAUGGUCUGA
Molecule: messenger RNA, 1101 nt
Organism: Verticillium nonalfalfae
Lineage: Eukaryota; Fungi; Ascomycota; Sordariomycetes; Glomerellales; Plectosphaerellaceae
Exons: 2
Coding region: 1-1101 (366 amino acids)
Biological process (GO): L-serine catabolic process; L-threonine catabolic process
Molecular function (GO): L-serine ammonia-lyase activity; pyridoxal phosphate binding; threonine deaminase activity
Source: RefSeq, a predicted model, not a curated record